Molecule: messenger RNA, 1324 nt
Organism: Oncorhynchus tshawytscha (Chinook salmon)
Lineage: Eukaryota; Metazoa; Chordata; Actinopteri; Salmoniformes; Salmonidae
Product: 5-hydroxyisourate hydrolase
Exons: 4
Coding region: 259-621 (120 amino acids)
Biological process (GO): purine nucleobase metabolic process
Molecular function (GO): hydroxyisourate hydrolase activity
Source: RefSeq, a predicted model, not a curated record
GUUUGUUUGCGCAUAGUGAAUCCAGAGUGAGUUGCCCUCGCAAAGGAUGAAAAUGAACGAUUACUAUUCUGUCUUGUUUGAUACAACUGCACUAUGAGUGAGUGUUGAGCCCCAAAUAAACUCUAGUUUCAUAUUGGCUGUAGAAGUAAAACAACAAGUUAUCCGCGUCGAGGAGGACUACACAGCGGCGUCUUCUGUUGUACGUGACAAGGUCCCCUAAAUCAAGCCGCAAUUCUGCAUUGUAACCAGUCUUCAGAGAUGUCUUCCACACUUCCAAACAGCCCCCUGACCACCUAUGUGUUGAACACAGGUGACGGAGCCCCAGGGGCAAGAAUGGCCCUCAGUCUGCACCGACUGGACUCACUCCUAGUCAUCUGGAACCUAGUGACUGUGGGAACCACCGACGAAGAUGGUCGCUGUCCUGGACUCAUCACUACAAAAGCGUUCACGCCUGGGAUGUAUAAGAUGCGUUUUGAGACUGGACAAUAUUGGGAGAGUUUGGGUCAGAACUCCUUCUACCCAUAUGUUGAGAUUGUCUUCACUAUAACAAACCCCAACGAGAGAUUCCACUUGCCCCUGCUCCUGAGCCGCUUCUCCUAUAGCACGUACAGGGGAAGUUAGAGCCAUCUCUCGUCUGAGCCUCUGCCCGCACUAUACCAUGGAUGUGGUUAAUCGAGCUAAAAUGCCUACAUGUCCAGUUGAUACCUAAGUGGUCGAGUUACUGUAGUUUGAAAUAGUCAUAAUGAUGAACUGAAGUCAAAUGGCUAUCACGUGCUGAAUAUUUAGCUUUUUGCCUGUUCAUCAUGAAUGUACACAUUUUGUAAUCUACCUGUCAAAUUGCUCAUCCAUGAUGCAAUCUGCGUGUGUGUUUCUCAGCCAAUCACAGAGCAAGAUCGAGCUAUGCAGAAAGACUCAAAGUCGUCCUAUUCGCGCAUAAAUUAAAUAAAGUUAAUUAAAUCUGUAAACUUGUAAUUAUUGAACACAUAUCAUCCUUGAUAUACUGUAUUUUCAAGAUUGUUAUAUUUUACAUGCAAUUGUUGACCAUAUCCUAAGAAUCAACGGAAAAACAUUUCCAUUCUAAUCCAGAUUGUCAGGCAUAAUUUUGGUCAAUUUAUUGGGGUCCUUAGUGGUCUUGCUCUGACAUUCUUGCUGUAUGUAAUGACUGUGGCUGUUAUCCAACACUGUCACACUGAUGAACUGUAAGAAGACAGAAUAUCUAGAACAUUUGAUAUUUUUUCAAAGAGUGGAGGGCAAGUGCCAGCGGGAGAAUGGCUCAAAUGUUGGGGCUUCUCUCGACGGCUGCUUUGUCUCUACGGAUCGCAGU